Messenger RNA from Anopheles marshallii, 2388 nucleotides. RefSeq names its product protein inturned (gene in). Gene Ontology annotation, cellular component: cytoplasm; cilium. The coding region runs from base 1 to 2388 and encodes 795 amino acids. The transcript has a single exon. The record is from RefSeq and is a predicted model, not a curated record. Lineage: Eukaryota; Metazoa; Arthropoda; Insecta; Diptera; Culicidae. Gene Ontology annotation, biological process: establishment of planar polarity; vesicle-mediated transport; cilium assembly.
AUGAAUGAAGAAUCUCAAGUAUGGACGGACGAUCAGUCCAACGCAUCUUCCGAUUGCAGCGAUAGUAGCUGUGAUUCGCGAUCGCACGAAUGGGGCCAGUACAUAGUGAACAAUGGUCUGUUUUUCGUGAAGUUCGAUCUGGUCUGCCACGCAAAACCCGCCGUCUUCGACGAUGAUCUGUUUUUUCGCAACGAAUAUCGACGGCUGUCGAUACGGAAAAAGGAGAGCAUUCUCUCGCGGUUUGGCCAAAAGGAUAAGGGCAAACAUAAGCUGUUCCGGGUGAGCGUUAUCGAUACGACGAAAAAAGAACACAUUAACGGUAUCCAGAAGGAUGUUAUCAUCAGUAUUGCGCCCAAAAAGAACGUUCCACUCAAGGAGGUUUUACCACUGACGGAAACCAUACUAGGGCUUACCACGAGCCUAUUUCCCGAUGGCCGGAAGCUGAUGGUGGAUAAGAUCAAAGACUAUUCAGUGUUUGCGAAGGCAAAGCUUGUAAAGUCGAAAGAUUGGAUAAAAUCGAUCGAUACCGAGCAGGUAACGGUGGACAACUUCGAAUCACUGCUCGAAGGUUCAACGAAGAUCCCGACGAUCAUAAAAAUUUCCUUCUUUGAAAUGAUCGAACCGGACAUCAGCAAUGCGAUCGAGAUCAAGAUCACAAACUUUAUGGAUUUGAUCCAGAGCCAGGAAACACUGUUCGACAAGGAAGACAUACAAUCGAUGAGCAAUAACGAUCUGAUCUUUAGCAUGAUCUACAUCUCGAAAGAGUACACACAAAACGAUGAGCUGGACGUAAAAUUUUGCUACCCAACCCGGGAGAACAACUAUCUGUUCAACUCUCGGGGCAGCUUCGUAACGUUGCAUUCCAUUUUCAACCAAUCGUUCGGUCAGCAAUCGAUCAUGACGAAUUUGAAGAUCAAAAACGUACUGUACUACACGACGUACACCGUGCUGGAGGAUGGUAUACUGCUGCUAGGGUUCAGCUCCAAGUACUCGUCGGUAUUUGCCGUGAAGCAGAAAAGUGAGCAAAUCUGUCGGUUUUUAAACGCUCUCUACCGGUCCGGUCCAACCAUGUUUAACAGACCAAUCGAACAGCAAACGGAGCUGAUGCAGCUGUGCGAAAUGAUACGACACUCGAUCAAAGCGAACAGGAAUUGUGAUAAGUUUGAGAAAACGUUCCCGCAGGCCCACUUUGUACCGCUGCCGAAAGAGAUACAGCUGCGCAUUGACGAUGCGCUCGGUGAGCUGGAAGCGAUGGAUUAUCGCAACUGGAAUGACGAUUUUGUCGAUCUGUUCUGUCUGCUCACCGUGAUCGGGUGUGCCCUGUACUACAAGCAGCAUCUGAUAUGUACGCAUCUGAGCGGCGAGUACAUGAUGGACAUUGAGACGAUGUUGAAAAAUCUGGGCGUAUUCGAAAUCCUGACCACAACGGAUGUGAAAAAUAUGGCUAUAUGGAGAAAGUUUUACCCGAAACAGUACUGUGAGGAUGGUUUCCAUGAGAAGAAUGAUGCCUAUCUAAUGCUCGUGUCCAUUGGCAAUCUGCUGAUGGUGGUGGUGCUCGAAGUGCCAAUCAAUACGACACACAACAAAUCGUUUUCUCGCUACGUCGAUGAAAUACAGGACAUGUUGAGCUACUUUAAAUCGACCGGUAUUGAAAAUCUCAUACGCAUCUGGAUCGAUUCGAACAGGCGUCCGCAAUGCAUACCAACGAACGUUGGCAAACAGACUGGUAACGAUCAAGCAACUCCACAUGAGGAAAGGACACAGCAGAUUCGAUCUCAUGAUGAAGAAUCAAACGCUUCCAGUUCGAUCAAGAAUCAAGCCCUACGGGAAGAGCAUACUGUGGAACCUGAUGAUGAUGAUGAUUCCGACUGGGGUCAAAGUAUGGACAGCAGCCAACGAAGCAGCAGUUUCGACAUCACGGAUCUGUCCGAAAAUCGUUGCAAGGAAUUUUCGGAACUCAUCCCAACCCAGCUCACUACUGGACUGGACAAUCUUCUGUUCUACUACGUGCAGCUCGAGGUGGGUGAUGGAUACUUUCUGGCACCAACGAUCAAUGGUGCUAACGUGAAGAAUGACAUCGUCAUGAAUCUGUUCCGCAAAACAUGCACAUUGAUUCAUGCCACGUUUGAAAACACGAAGAAGUUUCGUAACCUGCUAUCCCGAGAAUCGUCUAAACUUAAUACACAACGAUCGCUGGUAGCGAUCAAGGAGCAGGGUAUGCUGCUAUCCGUUCCGAAAGAUCACGGCUCGGGAGAGCGGGUCGAAUUUUGGGUCGUCGGACGACUCUUCCACAGUCCAGCCAAGGAGCUGUACGUUUGUCAUCGAGCAGAUGCGCCACAAAAUAUGGUAGAAUUGGCAUUCCGCAUCUGUUUAACCUGUGCUGGUUAG